Messenger RNA from Acaulospora colombiana, 234 nucleotides. Lineage: Eukaryota; Fungi; Glomeromycota; Glomeromycetes; Diversisporales; Acaulosporaceae. The record is from the annotation of a GenBank genome assembly.
AAACCUGGUGAGGUGGACGAGGUGACCGGUUGGUUUGUGGUUAUCAAUGUUUUAGCCGACGCCUUCCUGAAACGUCGAUCUCGGGACAGAAAGUUAAAAUCAAGGGAGAAAAAAUGUGGACUUUUUGGAGAGGCGUUGUUUCACCGUACGUUUUGGACGGAGGGAAUGCGAAAAAAGGAAAGGAAUGUAAGCAAGCAGUUGGCCGAAAAAAUUUUCCAAAGCGUGGGACGAUAA